Molecule: messenger RNA, 8718 nt
Organism: Cyprinodon variegatus (sheepshead minnow)
Lineage: Eukaryota; Metazoa; Chordata; Actinopteri; Cyprinodontiformes; Cyprinodontidae
Gene: myo16
Product: myosin XVI
Exons: 35
Coding region: 348-6206 (1952 amino acids)
Biological process (GO): phosphatidylinositol 3-kinase/protein kinase B signal transduction; negative regulation of G1/S transition of mitotic cell cycle; neuron projection morphogenesis
Cellular component (GO): myosin complex; nucleoplasm; perinuclear region of cytoplasm
Molecular function (GO): protein phosphatase binding; cytoskeletal motor activity; actin filament binding
Source: RefSeq, a predicted model, not a curated record
GAAGAGGCAGAGGCAGCUGCAGCUCCCUGUUGCGGAUGGGUUGAUGGAGGGGUUGUACUGUAUGUCUGUGUGGAAAUGAGUGUGUAUUUGUGUGCAUGCAUGCCAGUCUCAGACUGUGUGCGUGUAGUAUUUGCAUGAGCUGCAACCGGAGCUGCUGCUGCUGCAGUUGGUGAAUAAGACAGACAGGGAAUCGGAGUAUGGGUAGCAUGAAAGGAACCAGAUUAAUAAUGCAUAGUGCCGGUUGCAUGCUCUGCAUUAGUUAGUUUUACUGAGACCUGUGGCUGCCUACAAUCUGCCUGACUCACUGACUUCUGACCUGCCUUUCUGCCUGCUUGACCAACGCAGACAUGUCUCACUACCAUUUCAUCAAAUGUUGUUGUUUCCAGCUAUGUAACGUUUUUCGUCACAACAUGGAGAUAGACCAGUGUUUGCUGGAGUCUCUCCCAAUUGGCCAGCGCCAGCGCCUGGUCAAACGGAUGCGCUGUGACCAAAUAAGGGCAUAUUACGAAAGGGAAAAGAACCUUGAAAGGCAGCAGGGUGGAGUCAAAGUUCGAGCCCCAUCCACCUACGGCAGGAAGCAUCGCAUCCGCUUCAGGCACACCGACCUCAUUCAAGAUGCAAUCAUUCGCCAUGACAACAAAGAAGUGUUGCGUCUCUUAAAGGAGGGAGCAGACCCCAACACUCCAACUUCCUCAGGGGGAUCUUUGCUACACCUGUGUGCUCGCCAUGAUAAUGUGUUUGCAGCCGAGGUCCUGAUUGAGCGAGGCUUAAAUGUCAACAAACAGGACGAAGACCUGUGGACAGCCCUUCAUGUAGCAUGUGUAUGUGACCAUGCAGAUAUGGUUUUGCUACUACUGCUGGCUGGAGUUAACGCUUUGCUGCAGGAUAUCAAUGGAAACAUUCCUCUGGACUACACUUUUGAGGGGACGGAGACCAGCUAUAUUCUCCGAAAGUAUUUGGAGGACAAUGGUGUAGAUGUGGCCUCCAUGCAUAUUAUAAAGACACAGAGACCAACCACCAUGCUGACCGAUGUGAAAAAUCUUGUAACCACAAAGGGAAGCCUUAACCAGCCAAAUGAUGAAGGAGUCACUCUGCUCCACAUUGCAUGUGCCAGUGGUUACAGAGAGGUGGUGUCAGUGUUAUUGGAAAGUGGAGCAGACCCCCAUCCGGCCGACAACAACUUUUGGACCCCACUCCAUUUGGCUGCAAAAUAUGGGCAGAUCAGCAUUGUUUGCAAGCUCCUGAGGUAUGGAGCAAACCCGACUUUGCUCAACUGCAACCAAGACAAGCCAUCUGAUCUUGCUGUGUCAGAACCCAUAGCAGAGAUGCUGCUGAAUGCAGAAGAGAGCUGGUUGCAGAGACUAAAAGAUCCCACUGCUCCCCAACCUUCUACUGAUCAGCGUUAUGAUGGGGGCUCCUACGAUUUCAGCACGCCUCUCAAGACUUUGAACCCGCUUGGUCUCUCAAUCUCUAAGCGGGACAGUCUGCUAGAGAGGUGUACAAUGUUCAGAGAGGCAAGUGGAGCACUAAGCCAACAACCCUCUCAGGAUAAUGGCCUCGAUAGCCCCUUUAGCUCUGGACCCAGCAAGCUUGAGCAGGUCAAGCUGAUGCCUCCAGCUCCCAAUGAUGACCUUGCAUCCCUCAGUGAAUUGACUGACAGUAGCCUGCUCUACGAGAUGCAGAAGCGCUUUUGCAAUGACCAAAUCUAUACUUACAUUGGACAUAUUCUCCUACUGAUCAAUCCAAACAAAGAGCUGCCUAUUUAUUCCACUUUGGUCAGUCAGUUGUACUUGAGCUCCACUGGUCGCCUCUGCUCUUCCCUUCCGCCUCACAUCUUCUCCUCAGCUGAGAGGGCGUUCCACAUGAUGCAGCAGGAGAGACGCCCACAGUGUUUUAUCCUGAGUGGUGAGAGUGGUUCUGGGAAAACUGAGGCAUGUAAGCACAUUGUGAGACACUUGACAGCUCGCUCCAACCCCAAAGGCUUUGGGUUAGAGCCCAGAAUGAAACACGUAAACUGUGUUCUGGAAGCCUUUGGCCACGCAAAGACUCCAAGGAACACUAACUCAAGCCGUUUUAUUAAGCUGCUAACAAUCCAGUUCUGUGAGAAACAAAGGACAAUACUGAGAGCCCAUGUGUCCACCUACAUGCUGGAGAAGACCCGUGUGGUUCACCUGCCGCCCCAGCAUCAGAACUUUCAAAUCUUCCAUCUGAUGGCUGAAGGCCUCUCCCCUGAGGAGAAGAGUGAACUUUAUCUUAAUAAUGUCCUGGCUCAUAGAUAUCUUAAUGCAGGAACUCUGGGUGUAAGCCCUCCUGUAGCCCCAGCUUCUGCUCAGAGCAGGGAGCUUCUGGUUGGAGUCAAACAAGCCCUGCGAGCCCUGGGCUUUAAUAAACAGGAGGUUGACUCGGUAUUCACGCUGCUCUCCGCUGUUCUCCAUAUUGGCGACCUGCGUUUCACUGCCCUGAAAGAUACCAAUUCAGCCUUCCCUUCUGACUUGCAGCUGCUGGAUAGAGUUGCUGGAUUGUUGCAGGUGUCAGCUAAUGAUCUAAGCACUGCCCUCACCUCUGACGUUCAGUACAUCAAAGGGGAUGUGAUUACUAGAUGCCACACAGUAGAGAUGGCAGAGCAGUACAGGGACCAGCUUGCUAAAUCCAUCUACGGACGCCUCUUCUACUAUUUAGUCAACAGCAUCAACGACUACCUUCAAGGGCAGGAAGAUAUCAUUGGUGAUCCCGCUAUGGAAAUUGGUAUCUUGGACAUGUUUGGGUUUGAAGAAUUUCAAAGAAAUGAAUUUGAACAGCUGUGCGUGAACAUGACCAACCAACGGCUGAGGCAGUAUGUCUCUGAGGUGCUCUUCCAGCAGGAGCAGGCUGAGUGUCUGCAGGAGGGUAUCACCAUGGAGAUCCCCCUCUCCAGCAGCAACCACGGCGCCGUGCUGGACUUCCUUCUUCAGAGGCCUCAGGGACUGCUGUGUGUGCUGGAUGAAGAGAGUCAAAGCUUACGGCCUGCAGAGCAGAGCCUUUACAAGAGGCUGUCCACCCAGCUGGGCUCCAGUUCAAUUUGUGGGCUUUCACUCACCACCAAGGAUGGCAAUGGGAACCCCCCACCCAAAGACCAGGGACCAGCCUUCACUGUCAGCCACUAUGCAGGAGAGAUUUCAUAUGAUCUGACUGGAUCUCUGAGCAAAAACAAAGACUUCUUCCCGCAGAAUCUCUUGCUUACAAUAAAAACCAGUGAAAGUGUGUUACUGCAGCAGCUCUUCCAGUCCAAGCUGACUCAGACUGGUUCUCUGGUGCCAGCUGCACAGGGCCGCAUUGGCCUGAGAGGGACUAAAGCAGCCUUGUUGCUUCAGAGGAUAACAUCAGCCUCCCCUGUCAAUGCCACUCUUAUCCCUGAACAGCCUCGGAGGUACCAAGAUCUUACCAAGAUAUUAAAGAAAAAAGGCUCCAGUUCUUUCCUCCAGCGACUCGAACGUUGUGGGCCAAUCACAGGGGCUGUCCAGCUGAGGAACUCACUUUCAGAGCUUAUGAGUAAACUGCAAACUCGCACUCCCCACUUUGUAGAGUGUGUUCGCCCCAAUUCUAGUGGUCAGCCAGGAAGCUUUGACAGCUGCCACGUCUCUUCCCAGCUGCGGUACAUCGGAGUGCUUGAUAUGGUGCGCAUGAUUCGCUAUGGAUACCCCGUCCGUCUGUCCUUCCCAGCAUUCCUCAGCAGAUAUAAAGACCUCCUAGUCCCUACUUUGGGAGACAAGAAGAAACUGUCAGCUGAGGAGAAAUGUCGUUCCAUCCUACAGCAGUCAAAACUCCAAGGAUGGCAGAUGGGCAAGAGUAAAGUGUUUCUGAGAUACUGGCAGCCAGACCAGCUCAAUGACCGCUGCUACCAGCUUCACAAAAAGAUCAUCACCUGUCAGAAAGUUGUCCGCGGCUGGCUUGCUAGGCAACAGGUCAGUCACAGGCUCUCGCUGCAGCAUAAAGAGCAGUGCAGCGUGCAGCGUUUUUUGCAGGGAGCCGAAGACAUGGGGCUACAGAUCUACGACCAGCUGGUAAUCCAAAAUGCAUCUGACAUUGCACGAGAGAGUGACCGUCUGCGCUGUCAUGGCAAUAGUCUGCUUAGCACACUCAGUAGCAGCCCACCACUUGGUGAGAGGCCUGAGCCAGUGGGCAAAGAGGAGGAUCAGCCAGUCAGGAGGAUGGUGGAGAAGAGCGGAAAAGUCCAUGAGGGUCAUGUCACUGCAGGAGGCAGAAUUAUUCGUCACUUUCGUUCCAGCUCAGUACCCAUUCCCCUUGCUUUGGACAAUAUGGUCCAUUUCUCUGCUAGUCCACCAGUCAAACAAUCAUUGCAGCAGAACAUUGAGGACGGAGCAGGAAGUGGGAGUCUGUCCUCACCUCGCAAGCAACCUCCUCCCAAACCAAAGAGGGAUCCCAAUACUCGCCUAAGUGCGUCCUAUGAAGCUGUUAGUGCAGGGUUGACAAUGGCUGCCAAAGAAAGCUAUACUCCAGAGGGGUCCAGUUCACCUGCUGGAAGCCCUCCUAAAUCCCAGCUGUCCCCCAGUGACCCAGCAGCCAAGCCCCGCCCCCAUAGUGAUGACUACACAACUAUAAGAAAAGUACCACCACCCAAACCUAAGCGCAGCCCUAACACUAAGUUGACAGGCUCAUAUGAGGAAAUCAAUGCUGUGGCACCUCUGCUUCACCAGCUACGCCCUGCUGAUGUAAAAUUGGCCCUGCUUUCUCGUUGCGGGGGUUUCGGAGGAAUCGGAGGCCCCAUGCAGAGAGCGGCUUCUUUAGAUGCACCAAAAGGAGUGGCCCUCAGCUUAUACAAGGGCCAAGAUGAAGAGGAUGUAUACAUAGAAAUGUUAGGGUCUCAGCCACGGGCUCGUAGUCUCCAGGAGCCCCCUGACAGCCCAGAGCUGGUUGACUCUGAGGCUGUCUAUGAGGAGAUGAAGUAUCUCCCACCUGAAGAUGGUGGAAAUCCUGUCCCUGCUAUCACCAAGGCAGCCAAGCUGCAAACUCUAUCCUUGGGCUUGAUCGGACUGGGUUUAUCUCCUCCAAAAGGUGGGGAGAACAAACAAACAUCAGCCAGUGCCAAUUCUGCAAUGGAUGUUUCUCUUACACCAGGCCUGUCUAGCGGAGUUUCUUCCAAAGCUCACCUUGGCAAAGAUGGUAGCUGUGAGAUUCCUGCUCCUUUCCCCAACUUACUCCCUCACCGCCCUCCCCUCCUGGUCUUUCCUCCUUCACCUGUUACCUGUUCUCCUGCAUCAGAUGAGUCACCACUCACCCCCUUGGAAGUAAAGAAGCUGCCUGUUUUUGAAACUAAUCUAAACUAUGCCACAGGGCCAGACAGCCCUCUGUCCCCACAGUUUUCUCGCCAAAGGGCUGAUUCUUCACCUAGUCUUACAGUCCUCAUGCCAGAAAAGAAGUCUACUCCUCCACUGACCCCUCCACCACCUCCUCCUCCCCCAAGUGCAGCACCUCCUCCCUACAGACCCCCUUCACAUUUCCCCUUCCCACCUGAGGCCAACUUCCUUGCUCUGACUCGUGCAGCAUCUGUCACUGGGAGCUCAAACUCCCCCAAAAUCUCCUCUCAAAGGGCAGCUGUGGAGCCACUGGGGAAGCCGCCUCCCUAUUCUCCAGUGAAGAUGUCUCGACCUGAGCCACGGAGGGCACACUCUUGCUCAUCGUCACCGCUGCUGUUUAACCCAGCCAAUGGCAGACCCCUAACUAGCCCCCUAGAUGAGCUCAACACUCUGUUCAGUUCUGGACGCAGCCUGCUGAGGAAGUCGACACCCGGUCGCAAAAUGAGAGAUGGAGGAUUCAAUUCAAACAUUAAUUUGCCAGGGAGAGAAGAAAGUGGCUCUGCACCCACUUCACCAUCUCUGCAGCUACAAGACAAGAAUGCCAACAACCACUCUCUGCACUCCCCAAGCCCUCUCCCUAUUGAGAACGGCAACCAAAUAUCUAAUGGAUCACUAGAAGAUGAUACCAACAGCAAGUCUAACUCUAGCAGCACCUCUUUGCACAGACAUCUGGAUAGCCACCAUACUCAGCAACUACGUCUGACCAACAAAGAUGAAAGCACCACCCUCAGGGAGCUUCUGCGCUGGCGGCAAAUGCAGUGUGAGGGGCAGAGUCGCUCUCAGCGGCGUUCUCCUCAAUCCCCACCACUGCCCCCCACACUGCUGUGGACCAAAAGGAAGGCCUCCCCUUGAUCCUGACACAGCUAUGGAAUCUGAAGUUACAUCUCCCAACUUUUCAGUCAGAAUAUACUUUUUUCUGUAUUUUCGCAUGGGCCAAGAACCUUAUUGUCCAUGGGCUACGCUAAUGCCCUGAGCCCAGAAGCAUGUGCUUAAGCCCCUGGGCUGAGGCUUUUGCUUUUCCUGUAUUUGCACUGACUGUGGAAGAUACUCUACCUGAUAUGAUAUAAACUCAAUGUGCACAGUGUCUAUAAAUGCAUAAACAGCUGUUCCAGUGAAAGUGGGUUUUAUCUUUUAUUUUAUUUAUUUAAAAAAAAACAGACAUAUAAUAGAUAAAUUAUUUUAACAUGUCUAUUUAUUUUCACCAAAGCGAUGAUGUCCACAUAUUGGAGGCUGAACCUAAGAGCAAAUAACUCAGGUCCUGAAUGGGCCUUUUAUCUCUUCAGUCUGUAAUUGUGAAUUGCUGCUGCGCACAAAUGAGUUUCCUCCCCACAACAUGGUGCUGAUAAUAGUAAUGAUAACAUGCUGUCUUGUGAUAUUCCAUUCAGUUCUUACAUGUGCACAUUGCGGUUCUUGCAUGUGAAUUUGUGAAGUUUACAAGCAAACCCAGCACCUUUAGGAACUUCCAAGAUUUUAGCAUCAGGCCAGCUCGGGCCUGCUUAGGACCUAAGUGCUUCUGUAGCUAUGGCAACAAGCUACCAGGGGUCAGGAUAACCCCUAGUUUUAUUCCGAAAUGCACUUCUCUUCCUCCUUAUUUACCAGCCUUGAAUAAAAGCCCUCUGGUCGAAUUCCAAGCCACUGCACGUACCUUUACAGUUAAAAAGAGAAACUAAAAAGGACUCUGAUAUGGUUCAAAGUGUAAAUGUCUCAACAGAAAGGUAUGUAGUUCAUGUUGUGAUCAUGAAACUGUGCCAAAGUAAAAAAUAUGGCUGAGGCAUUGCUGUUAAAUAUUUCUUUUGUUCUUUGAUGUACAGACUGAUUUAAAUAAAUAAGAAGUAUUACCUCUGUUAGGUGAUUAUAUGGACUGAGAAAAUCACCGUAUAUAAAAGAAAAAAGGGGAUCUAAAGUAGGAACUUAACUCUCAUUGUGUCGUCUCAUAAGCGCUGUUAGGUCAGAACAUAUGAGGGCUCCAUUUGAAUCAAAUUAAUAAAGCCCACAGAAUUAAGUAUUAAACUUUUUCUUAAAAAAAUGCAACCCACUUCUAUUUUUGGUUUAGUUUAUAACAGUAUCUUCCCCAAGAACUGAACAUCCUGUCUUUUAAUGCCUGCAGAUCAGAGGUGCUGCUUUAUCUAAUCUUCAAAUAAAUUGUUUUUGUAAGAUCACACUUUAUAACAAUGUUUUUUUUUUUACAUCUCAAAUAAGUGUUUAUAGACAUUCAUGGGCCUAAAGAGUUUCCUUUUUUUCAGUUCAUUAAUUUUUUGUAACCCAAGUGCCAAAUAUGCUCUCAGUAAUAUUUAUAAUAAUGUUCUGAGGCUAAGUACAACAUAGCUUCAUAGGUUUUUGUUAAUCAAUGAGCUUGUGGCAUAAUUCUGACUGGGUAUUAUUUAUUUGCUUUUAUUUGUGGGCCUAGAUGAACAUAAGUUAACGGAUUAGAUUCUUGGCAGGUACAAGGUUUAAAUAGUGCAGGAAUCUUCAGUGAAGUUGUCUUAAAGCUUGGUUUAUACUCGCUGCAUAGAAUGUGCCGUCCCCGCCCUAAGUGCGGACCCCGUGUGCAGCCUUGUUCCAAAUGGGAGGAUAUAAAGUUGUUCUCCACAGACAAGUUUGCAUGUACUGACAUCAAUUGUGGUCAAAUGCAGUGUUGUUACUGUUUAGUCAGACUGAAAACAACAAACAGGGGUGAGUUUAUUGGCCAAACUUGUGGUACAAACAAGGAUUUAAGCUACUUUUUCAAUCACAUACAGCAUACUUAGAGUGUGAAACAACUACCCUCAAUAUAUAUUGCAUUCAUCUUUUAUUUAGUAAAACUAUGUUUUUUCAUAUGUUAUUUUUUGUGUGCAGCUGGUAAACCUAUAUAACCUCUUUUUUCUGUAGUUGCCAUACACACACCUACCAUCCUUUAAUGAUUAUACAUUUUAAAUUAAUAAUACUGCGCUGGCCAUUUUGGAAGCAGGACGUCAAUUGUUCCCUUUUUUUUUCUGCAUUUCCGCUUUUUUUUUAUUUUUAUCACUGCCCCUCUCUGUCAACAUGUUAACCGUGUAGAGUGAUUUUAUGGGCUCGCACACAUCGCACACAGUUCCACACAACAACCCAACGCAUGAAUAUAUCUUGGCCUUUAGUGCUUCCUGUUGUAAAACCUAGUGUUUUAACCAUUAAAACAUAUAAGAUACGUCUGAAAAAAUAGUGUCUAGAGUUCCUCUUUAAUUAUAAUUUUCUUCCAUUUGCACUGAACCUGUAUCACUGUCAAUGAAACACUCACACAGCAUGAUGCGGCCACCACUUUGCUGAUGCACUGUUCUCAGGCUUGUAUUCCUUUGUUGUCUCACUGCAAAAAAAAAAAAAUUAACCUAAAUAAGUAGUUUUUCUUAAU